Fonsecaea multimorphosa CBS 102226 is the source of this 1866-nucleotide messenger RNA. RefSeq lists its product as uncharacterized. The coding region runs from base 1 to 1866 and encodes 621 amino acids. The record is from RefSeq and is a predicted model, not a curated record. The transcript is spliced from 4 exons. NCBI's taxonomy places the organism in Eukaryota, Fungi, Ascomycota, Eurotiomycetes, Chaetothyriales, Herpotrichiellaceae.
AUGUCUGAACAGUCCAAGAAGGAGAAUACUUCUGCCAGCGUUCCGGAGCACGUCUUCAUUGACCAACGUCCGGAGUCGGUUCGGAGAGAAAAAUCUAAACUGGUUUCCAGCCAAGCACGACGAUUUCAAAGCGCAGGGAAACGCCAACAGCAGAGGCUUUCCGCGCGGCAAGAUGCUGGAUACGCCCGGAGCUUGGUUGGCUGGAGGUCAACCUCGUCCACGCCUCCGGUCGAAAACCAGGGAAGGGAAUCGCCGCUUACGAGCGGGAUAUCUGAAGAACAAUCAACUGAGUUGGACGAAGCAAACGAGACAGAGAUGAACCUUGCGCUUCAGACAGGACUGCGAACAGACCCCUUCAGUGCCUUUCCUGGUUCGAAUACAAAGGAAGUCAUGUUCAUGGUUGACUAUCAUAUCCAUGUAUGGGCUCCUCAUAAAGCCGGCAAUUUCGACCAACUGAUGGGUUACAAUACACAACUCGACCUCUGCUGGCCACUUGCGCUUCAAGAUGAGAUGCUGUUCGAUGCCACUGUGGCCGUCAGCCAAACAGCAUGGGUCCUGGCUCAGGGCAACCGUCCGUCGGAGGACCAGUUGAUGCUGUAUCAUCGUGGCUUAGCAAUGACGAGGCUGCGACAAAGAGUGUCUUUGAGCGACAACGGACAGGACGAGGCCGUCAUCUUCACGAUUGGCCGAAUGAUUAGCAUUGCCUACAUGUCGAGCGAGGCGGAGGCGUUCGUUGCCCAUUUCGAAGCAUUCCGAAAAAUCGCACAGCGUUAUAUAGACGACCACCCAAACAAUGAGGUCGCUCGAGUGGUUCAGAAUCGGUUAGAUAGCUGGAAAGCCCUGCACGGUUACCGGAAUCGUAAGAUUCUCGUUCGUAAUCACAGCAAUCCAUCAGAACCAGCGAGCACCGAGCCGCAGUCAGGGCGAAGCAGUCCGCCGAAACGCCACAUGCGCGCACAAUCACCAACAUUACUCUCCGGACUAGAUCUUUCAGUCGACCUUGCCGCGUCGCUGAAUUCAAUGCAACGGUUGUUAGACCGAAUCCAGCCAUUUCAAAACCUUGCUGGGCAGAGCAGACGAGCCUUGGAACUUAUUGAAAGGUGCCGCCAAUUCGACCAGAUUCUGCAGUCGUGCGACAACCUCAGUGCAACAGAGAUUCAGCUGUGCUGUGCGCUCGUUGCCUUUUGUCUACAGCUUUACCGUCACCAUGUCGGUGAGGGUCCCGAGGCACAAGGGGCAAAGGGCCAUGACUCUGAGCAGUUUGACUUCUUGCCAGCCCUAGCGGACCUCGCCAGUACGUUUAUCAACAAGCAGCUCGAAGGCUUCUCCGAGUCCGCCGAGCAAAGAAUGUGCCUGACGUGGUCAGCCAUGGUGCUCGGAAGUUUCCUACUCCAUCACCCAGACAACCGACUGCGUACCAAGGGCCAUAUCAUCCACGCCAACCUUGGCCUCAACCUCGGCGAGGGUUUCGUCGGCGAGCUACCACCUUCCGGGACUGCCUCUCUUGCUGACGAGGACAGUGGCUGGACCAACAUCGAGGCCUCACUUAACGGACCCUCGAAAAUGGGCAGUCUGUGGCACACAGACCUCGCGCUGCAAUGGCGCCGAGACUGGCAAGGGUCCGUCAAGCGGCAGAGACGGUGGGAACAACAAGGAGUCUGGAUGAUCGGUGUACCGAAGAAAAUACUCACUGGAGAGAGCGGGAGGAGUAGUCCCGGUGGUAAGGGCAAACGGGCGGCGGUGUCGCCAGAGAGGACGUCGCAUACACCGUUUCCUCUGCUAUCGCUGCAUCAGCACGGUGAGAUCGACGCUAUCGAGUAUCUUGUAUUGAGGGACGCAAGGGACUCGCUGCCCAGGAUCGAAUAA